This is a messenger RNA of Cricetulus griseus (Chinese hamster), 2030 nucleotides long. NCBI's taxonomy places the organism in Eukaryota, Metazoa, Chordata, Mammalia, Rodentia, Cricetidae. The record is from RefSeq and is a predicted model, not a curated record.
CCGUCGUCGCGCAUGCGCGGUGCGGCGGAGGCGGCUCGCGCGCGGCUUGAGCGGCCGAGGCUAUGGGGCUGAGUCGGGUGCGCGCGGUCUUCUUUGACCUGGACAACACGCUCAUCGACACGGCCGGGGCGAGCAGGAGAGGCAUGUUGGAGGUAAUAAAGCUCUUACAAUCAAAAUACCACUACAAAGAAGAGGCGGAAAUCAUCUGUGAUAAAGUUCAAGUUAAACUCAGCAAGGAGUGCUUUCAUCCAUACAGUACAUGCAUUACAGAUGUGAGGACUUCACACUGGGAAGAAGCAAUCCAGGAAACCAGAGGUGGUGCUGACAAUAGGAAAUUGGCAGAAGAAUGUUACUUUCUGUGGAAAUCUACACGUUUACAGCAUAUGACCCUAGCAGAAGAUGUCAAAGCCAUGCUCACUGAACUUCGCAAAGAGGUCCGCCUACUCUUGUUAACAAACGGUGACAGACAGACACAGAGGGAGAAGAUCGAGGCUUGUGCUUGCCAGUCUUACUUUGAUGCUAUUGUUGUAGGAGGAGAGCAGAAAGAGGAGAAACCAGCACCUUCCAUAUUUUAUCACUGCUGUGAUCUCCUUGGAGUGCAGCCAGGAGACUGCGUGAUGGUUGGUGACACACUAGAAACCGAUAUACAAGGAGGCCUCAAUGCAGGACUGAAAGCCACAGUCUGGAUAAACAAGAGUGGAAGGGUGCCUCUGACAUCAUCCCCCAUGCCUCACUAUAUGGUUUCUUCUGUGCUAGAAUUACCUGCUCUCUUACAAAGCAUAGAUUGCAAAGUCAGCAUGUCUGUGUAACACACAGAAGAACACAGCAACCAAAUGCAGAGCCAGUUUACAGGGUUAGAACUGAUGCACGCCAAGGCAUUCUGUGUAUUUGGUUCAGUUCUAAGAAUGUGAGUGAGGAUUCACUGCCAUGCUGUGACGAUCCUCCCAACCCUGCUGCUGCUGAUAACCAUAGGCUUGCAUUCAUAUCUGAAAUCCAGGUUUUAAAUCUGUAGUCCAGAAAACUUGAAGAAAGGCAAGAUAGCUUACAUGUGGGUAUGCAGGUACUGGCUUACAGCAUAGAAAUAGAUAUUUUAUUAAAAAAAUAGAUAUUCUAAAAUAGAGAUUCAAGCAACUAAAUCAGGUUGGUAUAAGUACUAAAUCAUACAAGUUAAAACAUUUCAUAGUGAAAUUUUGCAUAUUUUAGACAAUUUUUUUGUUAAAAUAUUUUGCCUACUUUCAAUGUGUAUGUUCUUAUCUAUUAUCUAAUUUUUCUGCAUGAUUUUUGAAGGACUGAAUUUUCUGUGGUGUGAACAUGACAGAUUGUUAUAAUUUGGAAAAAAAAAAAACUAUUAAAAAUCAACCCAUGGUGCUCUAUUUUCAUACUUUUGGAGUGAGCUUGUGGCUUCCAUAGUCUUUAUUCAGAGUAAAAACUACCUUUUUUCGGGCACACAGUGGAGAGGACUAGAUGUUUUGUUUAGGUUAAAUGCUGGUCAUGUGACACCAAAAGUCAUUUGCAUUCUCAAGCAGAGAAUUGCCUCCAUGUGUUCUGACCAGGCAGUCUCCCUACUGGUCUGUUCUCUGAUCAUUAUUUCCCCAAAGUGACCAAACUGGUAGAGAAAGUAGGUAUUGAAAGCCAGAUGUGGUACACACCUUUAAUCCCAGCACUCAGUCAGCAAAGGCAGGUGGAUCUGUGAGCUCAAGGCUACAUAGUGAGAACCUGUCUCAAAAAAAAAAAAAAAAAAAAGGAAGGAAGGAAGGGAGAAAGAAAGGAAGGGAGAGAGGAAGGGAGAAAGGGGGAAGAAAGAAAAUCUACUUGAGUGGCUCUCACAGUACCUCUGUAGUAAAUUUAUUUUCCUUAGUUUGAGGAAGCACUGUGUCUCAGAUUCUCAAGUGCUCACUUGGAGCUUGAGUAGUGUUCCAUGGCAACAUUGGCAACCAGGAAUUUCCCCCAGGCUGUUAGACUGGCCAGUCUCAUGAUUUUAUAACCAGAAUUGGAAUGGGUAUCUAAUAAAAGAAAAUUAAUGAAAUAAA